Molecule: messenger RNA, 1048 nt
Organism: Hevea brasiliensis (rubber tree)
Lineage: Eukaryota; Viridiplantae; Streptophyta; Magnoliopsida; Malpighiales; Euphorbiaceae
Exons: 5
Coding region: 235-888 (217 amino acids)
Molecular function (GO): tubulin binding; S100 protein binding; ubiquitin protein ligase binding
Source: RefSeq, a predicted model, not a curated record
CUCGCUGUCUGCUUUCUCAUUCCAACCGACGCUCUAGAACCUUCUUUGUCAAAACUCAACAAAAGCCCUAGACAUCAGUAAAACAGGUUUAAUUUCCUAUAAAUCCCCCAUUUGCGCCCUCCAGUAAACAAGAGGAGGUUCUAGCAUUUUCCACACACAGCAGUGUUACGUUCCUUUUUAUUCACUUAUAAAAUCACUCUCUUCUAUUUCAUUUGUACAGAAAAAGAAGGAAAAAUGGGUGACGAAUUGGCGUUGGAUUUGGAGGAGCUAAGGCAGCUACAAAGCUUAGCCAAGAGGCCAAGAGUCCUCUCGCUCAUCUCCUCUGAGAUACGCAACUUGGAGAAGUUGUCACAGGAGCCUAUUUCUGUGCCUGUUCCAACUCCAACUCAAUUAGCAACUGGAGUCAAGGUGCCUCCAACCCCUGCUCUGAAUUAUGUUACGCUUGGAUCUUUCAGCUGGGAUCAGGACAAUGACAAAGUCAAGAUAUAUGUCUCUCUAGAGGGUGUCAAGCAAGAAAAUAUUGAGACAGACUUCAAGCCAAUGUCAUUCGAUGUCAAAUUCCAUGAUGUGCAAGGAAAGAACUACCGAUGUGCGAUACCAAAAUUGAACAAGGAGAUAGAACUGGAGAAAUGUAAAGUGUUAGUCAAGCCUACCAGGGUUAUCAUCACUUUGUUUAAAGCUUCGAAGGGUAACUGGUUAGACUUGCACUACAAAGAGGACAAGCUGAAGCCAAAUCUGGGUAAGGAUCGAGAUCCCAUGGCUGGAAUUAUGGACUUAAUGAAGAAUAUGUACGAAGAAGGGGAUGAUGAAAUGAAAAAAACCAUUGCAAAAGCAUGGACUGAUGCAAGAUCAGGCAAAGCAGCUGAUCCAUUGCAGGGCUAUCGUUAAACCAAAUUAGAAUUCGUCCAACAUCUUUGAUAUCAUUUUGGCAGAUAAUGUGUUUCCAUGGUUUUUGUGCCAUAAUUUCACGUGUUGCAGCUUGUCGAAAGAUUGUGUGCGAAUGCUUUUUUUUUGGUAGAAUGUUAUGAAUUGCGGGUUUCCUUUUUAA